Molecule: messenger RNA, 1640 nt
Organism: Mangifera indica (mango)
Lineage: Eukaryota; Viridiplantae; Streptophyta; Magnoliopsida; Sapindales; Anacardiaceae
Product: 7-deoxyloganetin glucosyltransferase-like
Exons: 2
Coding region: 5-1441 (478 amino acids)
Molecular function (GO): UDP-glycosyltransferase activity
Source: RefSeq, a predicted model, not a curated record
AGAAAUGGAUAGUUUUUCCAAGCCUCAUGCAGUUUGCAUUCCAUUUCCUGCUCAAGGCCAUGUCAACCCCAUGCUAAAACUAGCUAAACUUCUUCAUAAUCGAGGCUUUCACAUAACCUUUGUCCAUUCUGAGUACAAUCACAAGCGUAUGCUGAAAUCCAGAGGGCUAACGGCGCUGGAUGGGCUGCCAGAUUUCCGCUUCGAAACCAUCCCCGAUGGUCUCCCUCCGACUGAUGUUAAUAAUGUUGAUGCAACGCAGGAUAUUCCUUCUCUGUGUUACUCCACCUCCAAGACCUGUUUGAUUCCAUUUCGUAAUCUUCUUUCUAAUCUUAACUCUUCCGGCGAUGUCCCUCCGGUCACUUGUGUUAUCUCCGAUGGUGCCAUGUCGUUCACCCUUGAAGCCUCUGAAGAACUUGGGAUUCCUAACGUGUUAUUUUGGACGACCAGUGCUUGUGGGUUCUUGGGUUAUGCUCAUUAUCGAGAGCUCGUUGAGAAAGGUCUUACACCUUUAAGAGAUGAGAGCUAUCUUACAAAUGGGCAUUUAGAAACAAAAAUAGACUGGAUUCCAGGAAUGAAAAACAUCCGUCUCAGGGACCUGCCGAGCUUCAUCCGAACCACAGAUCCAAACGAUUUCAUGACACAAUUUGCCAUUCAAGAAACACAAAGAGCUACAAAAGCUUCAGCCAUCAUUCUCAACACUUUCGAUGAGUUAGAGCAUGAUGCAGUAAGCGCUCUCUCCUCAAUGUUCCCUCCAAUCUUCACAAUUGGACAUCUGCAAUUACUCCUCCAACACAUCCCUCAGAAGGGCUCGGAAAACAUUUUCACCAAUCUUUGGAAAGAAGAAUCCCAAUGCAUAGAAUGGCUCAACUCCAAGCCGCCAAAUUCUGUAGUCUACGUGAAUUUUGGCAGCAUCACGGUGAUGACGCCGCAACAGAUGGUUGAAUUUGCGUGGGGACUCGCCAACAGUGAGAAAACAUUUCUGUGGAUUAUAAGGCCGGACCUGAUGGAGGGAGAGGCAGCUGUGUUGCCGGCUGAGUUUGUUGAAGCCACAAAAGAAAGAGGCCUAUUGGCGAGUUGGUGCCGACAAGAAGAAGUUUUGAAACAUCCAGCCAUUGGAGGAUUUUUGACUCACAGUGGAUGGAACUCAACGAUUGAAAGCGUUUGCAGUGGAGUACCGAUGGUUUGUUGGCCAUUUUUUGCUGAACAACAAACUAAUUGUAGGUAUGUAUGCAGUGAAUGGGGAAUUGGGAUGGAAAUUGAUAGCAAUGCUAAAAGAGAAGAUGUGGAGAUUAUUGUGAGAACAUUAAUGGAGGAGGAAAAGGGUAAGAUAAUGAAGGAAAACGCAAUGGAGUGGAAGAAAAAAGCUGAAGAGGCUGCUCAGCCCUAUGGUACAUCAUAUCUGAAUUUUGAAAAGCUUGUCAAGGAGGUCCUCUUUCCAUGAAAAAGUUCCGAGAUAAUAGAACUCCCAUUACAACUCGAAUUUUCUUGACAUAUCAUUAAACAAGUUUGUUGGGGAGACCUUUGUUCGUAAUUUGGUGGAGUAUAUAUUCUCCUCUGUUUAUGUUUAACCUUGUUUUUUUUCAUAUGAACGUGGAGUUAGAUUUGAAUUUGAGUUUAAUUCGAAUAUGAAUUAAUUUAAA